CAUUUCAUUUGAUGAUCCAAUGCCAAACUCGGCUCGAAAAUUAUUUAAGAAUUUGGAUUCUUGUUUUGAUUCAUUUCGUUUUUUCUUUUCACGUACAGAUAAAUGGCUAAACAUCAUCCGGAUCUAAUUUUUUGCCGUAAACAACCGGGAGUAGCUAUCGGUCGUCUUUGUGAAAAAUGUGAUGGUAAAUGUGUCAUCUGUGAUUCAUAUGUUCGACCAUCAACAUUGGUUAGAGUUUGUGAUGAAUGUAAUUAUGGAUCAUAUCAAGGCCGAUGUGUUAUUUGUGGUGGACCGGGUGUAAGCGAUGCUUAUUAUUGUAAAGAAUGUACCAUAUUGGAAAAAGAUCGUGAUGGUUGUCCGAAAAUUGUCAAUCUAGGAUCAUCGAAAACGGAUCUUUUCUAUGAACGUAAAAAAUAUGGCUUCAAGAAAAGAUAAUAUAUCUAAAAAAUCACAUAAUUUUUCUGGAAAAAAUAACAUCACGACAUUAAUCAU
This is a messenger RNA of Dermatophagoides pteronyssinus (European house dust mite), 492 nucleotides long. It is a transcript of the gene Phf5a, whose product is annotated as PHD finger protein 5a. Gene Ontology annotation, biological process: mRNA splicing, via spliceosome. NCBI's taxonomy places the organism in Eukaryota, Metazoa, Arthropoda, Arachnida, Sarcoptiformes, Pyroglyphidae. The record is from RefSeq and is a predicted model, not a curated record.